Molecule: messenger RNA, 8014 nt
Organism: Cavia porcellus (domestic guinea pig)
Lineage: Eukaryota; Metazoa; Chordata; Mammalia; Rodentia; Caviidae
Product: zinc finger protein 345-like
Exons: 3
Coding region: 114-2063 (649 amino acids)
Source: RefSeq, a predicted model, not a curated record
AUAUAUGUAUGAUCCUUUAGGAGGUGGUGACCUUUGAGGAUGUGGUCGUGAACUUCAGCAAUGAGGAGUGGACUUUGCUGAGUCCAUCCCAAAAGAAGCUCUACAGAGAUGUGAUGGGCGAAACCUUUAGGAACAUGACUCUGAUAGGAGGACUCUGGGAUAUCCAGGAAGCUGAAAAAGAAGGCAAAAUUUACUGGAGCUACUUAAGAAAUGACAAGCUAGGGAAAUCCUAUGGACAUACAUCUGGAGAUGUAUGGAAUCAGUGUAAAGAAGUCUUCCUUGGUACUGAAGAAGGUAAUGUGAAUGUGAAAGAAACAGAAACACAUGACAAUGUUCAGAUCCAUGAAAAAUAUUGCAGUGGAGGGAAACCCUAUGUAUGCAAGCAAUGCGGGAAAGGUUUUACCACACUUGGAAUUUGUAAGAAACAUGAAAGAAUUCACAGAGGAGAAAGACCCUACAUAUGUAAUCAAUGUGGGAAAGCUUUUACAACACGUACAUAUUGUCAAGUACAUGAAAGACUUCACUCUGGAGAAAAACGUUAUGAAUGUGAGCACUGUGAGAAAGCUUUCAGCACACACACUUAUUGUGUAAUCCAUGAAAAACUUCACACUGGGCAGAAAUCGCAUAUAUGUAAGAAAUGUAGGAAAGCUUUUAGCAGUAAAAUUCAUUUUCAAAUACAUGAAAAUGUUCACAAUGCAGAGAAACCCUAUGUGUGUAAGCAAUGUGGAAAAGGUUUCACCCAACUUGGACGUUGUAAGGAACAUGAAAGAAUUCACACGGGAGAGAAACCAUAUGUAUGUAAGCAAUGUGGGAAACCUUUUACCACACAUGGAUAUUGUAAGAAACAUGAAAGAAUUCACACUGGAGAGAAACCAUAUGUUUGUAAGCAAUGUGGGAAAGCUUUUAACACAUGGGGAGACUGUAAGAGACAUGAAAGAAUUCACACUGGAGAGAAACCAUAUGUAUGUAAGCAAUGUGGGAAAGCUUUUAACAGACGGGGAGUUUGUAAGAGACAUGAAAGAAUUCACACUGGAGAGAAACCAUAUGUUUGUAAGCAAUGUGGGAAAGCUUUUAACACAUGGGGAGACUGUAAGAAACAUGAAAGAAUUCACAGUGGAGAGAAACCAUAUGCAUGUAAGCAAUGUGGGAAAGCUUUAAAAACACAGGGAGAUUGUAAGCAGCAUGAAAGAAUUCACACUGGAGAGAAACCAUAUGUAUGUAAGCAAUGUGGCAAAGCUUUUAACACACGUGCAAACUGUAAGGGUCAUGAAAGAAUUCACACUGGAGAGAAACCAUAUGUUUGUAAGGAAUGUGGGAAAGCUUUUAACAGACGGGGAGUUUGUAAGAGACAUGAAAGAAUUCACACUGGAGAGAAACCAUAUGUUUGUAAGGAAUGUGGGAAAGCUUUUAACAGACGGGGAGUUUGUAAGAGACAUGAAAGAAUUCACACUGGAGAGAAACCAUAUGUAUGUAAGCAAUGUGGAAAAGCUUUUAGCACACGGGGAGAUUGUAAGAUACAUGAAAUCAUUCACACUGGAGAGAAACCAUAUGUAUGUAAGCAAUGUGGGAAAGCUUUUAACAGACGGGGAGUUUGUAAGAGACAUGAAAGAAUUCACACUGGAGAGAAACCAUAUGUUUGUAAGCAAUGUGGCAAAGCUUUUAAAACACGUGCAAACUGUAAGGGUCAUGAAAGAAUUCACACUGGAGAGAAACCCUAUGUAUGUCAGCAAUGUGGAAAAGGAUUCACUAGUUCUGGACAUUGUAAGCAACAUGAACGCAUUCACACUGGAGAGAAACCAUAUGUAUGUAAGCAAUGUGGGAAAGCUUUUACCAAACAUGGAUAUUGUAAGAAACAUGAAAGAAUUCACACUGGAGAGAAACCAUAUGUAUGUAAGCAAUGUGGGAAAGCUUUUAGCACAUGGGGAAAUUGUAAGAAACAUGAAAGAAUUCACACUGGAGAGAAACCCUAUGUAUGUAAGCAAUGUGGGAAAGCUUUUAGCACAUGGGGAGGUUGUAAGAAACAUGAAAGAAUUCACACUGGAGACAAACUCUUACGCAUGUAAAUAAUGUGGGAAAGCUUUUAAAAUGCAGUGUAACAUAAGAGACUAGACUAAUAUCACUCUGAACAGUGAAUAAUAGUAUCCUGAGAAGGAGAAAGGUGAGGAAUUGCCUAAAAAUAGAAGGCAGAGGACAUUGUUAAAAGUGUAUCAGGAUUUAAAAUCUACAGUAGUCUUGUUGCUCUAUUUAGUUUGGUUAUAUUUUGUUCUUGUCUGUCUACUCAUAUUAGAUUUGAGGGCACACAGAGAUAACCCAAAAAUAGCAGGUUAUACCAUGGUAACUAUCCUUAAUUUCCUAUUAACUAAAACUGAAACCCUAUAUUACUUACAUUAUCUUCUAUGACUGAUCUUCUUUGAAGCUGGUUUGUUUGAAUGUUAUUUGGCCUUGACUGAUUUUAUUCACUGUGGGUAUGCUUGCUAGUAUCAAGUUCAAGAGAAGAGGCAACUUCUCAGAAGAUGACAAGAUGUAAAAGAUAUCCAUUAGUGGGCUGGGGAUUUAACUCAGUGGCUUAAGCACCUGCCUGGCAUGUGUGAGGUCAUGAGCUGGAUCUCCAGUGAACAGUCAAUCAAUCAAUCAAUAAAUAAAUAAAUAAAUAAAAGAUAUCCAUUCCAGGUUUGAUUAUUUUUUAAUUAAAGAGAACAAAGAUAGGAAAUGAAAAACAAAGCAGUAAAAGGGUACAAGUAAUACAGAAUUUCAAGAAAAAAUUCAGUAAGAAAUCACUAGUUAAUAGGUUACAUCUUGUCACCUUAGAAACAGUUGUCCAAAUUAUAAAAUUAAAGCAUAUAAAGUGGACAUUCAUACAGUGAGAUUGCAGAAAGUUCUGUUCAAUGAUCCAACAAAAGCUCAGUAAUAUGGUUUUCCAUCCUACACACUCAAGCAUGCAGUUAUAUCCCUUACACCACCUUCCUUUCCUGUUUAUUACAAUAACAAUUACACUUUUUGAGUUUUUUUACUCCCACAGUUCUUAUUACAUUUUUUUGAAGAGAAUAAAUCCUAACAUGACUAAAUACAACAGAGUCAGUUAGAACAGAAGGGUGGGCAUAGGACAUGAUGCAAAAAUAGAGUAUCAGAUGAUCAAAAAUAGUUACCAUUGUUCCUCUUGCUAUUUUUAAAGAGAGUUGCCUAUAAUAGAAUGGAUCAAAACAGUACAGAACAAGACCAAUAAAACCUACACUGGAGACCUUACAAUAUCUCAAAAGAAGAUAAUAGUGAAACUAUAAUGGUAUCAUAGUAAAUCUUAUUGCCUUCAAAGUGGUUGCCUAUACCCUCAAACUUGAUACUAUCAAACACAUAGAAUAUAGUAAAAUCAGACAGAACAAGAUGGGGAGAGCAAUACUGGGGUUCAAAUCAGGUUAAUAGGAAAACAAAUAGUUACUAUAAUAUAUGCCAAUAUUUUUAAAUUUAGUUUUCCCUUAAUUGAAAUAAAAAUAGUUUAAUUUUUAAAAAAGGAUGGAGAUUGAGAUAAAAUAGGACAUUGUAAUAGAACAACACUUGUCAGAAUGGAACAAUUUAAGCAUCAUUGUAUUUCACUCCCAGAUAAUCUAACAUAAUAGUAGUCACCAUAGUGCCUCAUUCCUUGAAUUAUUUGAGUAUAACUUUGUAUACUAUAGCAUCAAGCAUAUCAAGACAGUGUGAAGCCAUUCAAGAGAAUGAAAGAAUUACAGGGUAUUUAGAAACAGUUAACAGAAAACAAACAAUGGUUUCUAUAUUAUCUCCUUGCCUAUAAAAAUUUUUCUUUAUACUAUCACAUAUAGUAAAAUAUAGUAAGAUACAACAUGUUAAAACCAGUGGAAACAGAUGGUUUGUGAGAGAGGGACCAUUCUUACACCAGUGAGAUUGAGCCCAGUAUUGAUCAUGUUGGUUAAUUUUGAAUAUGCUGGUGAGUUAACGUGGCAAACAUAAAGCUGAACACAUUUCUGUAUGUUUGGUAGGAAUAUUAGCCAACAGAGUGUUUUCAUUUAUAUUAUUCUUAACACAUUAUUAUCUGGCUUCAUUCUCAGAAUUAUUUUGUCACAUAAAAGAAGUUGGUGGUGGUUUUUCCUUCAACUUGAUUGAAGAAUUGAAAAACAAUCAGUAUUCUUUAUUAUAUACUGGAUAAAAUUCACCAGUGCACGUACUGUAUCCCAGCUUUGUUGUUGUUAUUAAGCAGCUGUGAUGUUUACCCAUUGCCUGUGCUCCUUAUUGCUCUGUUCAUCAGACUAUUUCCUUCUGAUGCAUGUGGUUUGGGGACAUCAAUGGACACCAGAUAUCCAUUAAGGGUCACAUCUCAUUUUACUUACGGAUGCUACCAUUUAUUUUGUAUCUUCAAACUAUCUCUAUAAUAUAUAAUUGUGUGAGUAACUCCUUUCAGUUACUCACAUUUAAUACACAUUCUUGCAGGAUGUGGUUACGGCUGGAGGAAACUGGGCCUGGUGAGUGCCUGGUCUCUUAUUUAAGGAUUCAUACCCUGACCUGCCUGCAGUGUCCCCAUCUCCUGACCUGCUCCCUGUAAACAUCUGUCCUGCUCCAUAGCUAUGGUGAGUCCACAUGUGGCAGUUCAGAUCUUCAUCUGGGUGGAAAACAUUCAGUCAGGUUGGGCUCUGUAACAGACUGACCUUCUCAUACAGAGCUGCCCUGAGUGAGAGAGGGGGCCUCAGGCAUGUAGGGAGAAGCUCUGGAAACAUUCCAGCACUCUGCUGUCCAGAAUGCAGUGUGUGAUGCUUUCCUGAGAACUUACUCAAGGAUGAGGUGGCCUUGACCUGGGCCUUUUUUAUCCAUGGUUCCUGCUAGGUGCCAUUGUGUCCUGCACCUCUGCCUGGACCAUCUCUCUGACUUUAGAUCUCCACAUGGAUCUGAGCAGACACAGUCUUCCUCUACCAGGCUCUAACUCUAUGCUGAGGCUUCAAGUGUAAAAUCUGUGACCCUCAAGUUCAUCUUAUAUAAAUUUAACCUGGAAAUUUCACUUCUAGGGGUCAUUAUAAAAAUGACAUUGACAGACACCAUAUUCUCUUCUUAAUCAGUUAAGGUGUGGACUGUUAGAAACCAUGAACUUACCACAGCACAGAUGCUGAGUUAAUUAUAAAUCACAGCCACUGAAAAUGCUGAAAGAAGGCCAUGUCCUAGGAUAUGUCCCUGAUCUUUCCUGAGAUGGAAGAGAGCUUGUGUUCUGGCUCUCUCUCCACCCAGCAGUGAAGAGACACAGGCCUGCACAGCAGGUGAGGACAGGAGAGAGGAGCUGGUCAAUGGCAGACCUGUCAUCUUGGGAGGGAUGCCUUUGGGGUUUUUCCAUUUUAUUUUCCACUGCAUUAUUUAUAGUGCUCCAUUCAGUAUUACUUCUGUUCAAUUCACUUAAGAAUAAAUAGUUGGUAUUUUCUUGAAUAGGUAAGUGGAAAUGGAUGACUUAGUAUUCUUUUAUAUGUAAUGUAGGAUAUGCAUAUAGAAGAACAUUCAAGCUUCACUUUAUAGUUACAUAAAAUAAGGAGUCUUUUUAUUCAGAAAGGCAACACAUCAUUCAUGACUAACUUUUAAACCCCAAGAUAUGAAGCCAUGCGAAUCCCGCUGUGGUGUGUGUCCUGCCCUCCCUACCUGAGAAGUCACUGUGUUCAUCUGUGUCUCGUAGAGGACACCCAGAAUCUUCUUCAGAGUCUCUUUUUCCGGCAAGGAGGACUUGAAUCUUCCUGUGCUCAGGCCAAGCAGGGAGUGUGCAGCAUGCAGAGGAGCCCUGCACCUCCUGCCUUACACACAUUUCCACCACCGCAUCCAUGCUGCAGCCCUGCAGGCCCAAUAAGGCAGAGCUACCAGGGUGCAGCAAAGACUCUGCCACCUCAGCCCCAGGGGCCUCAACUCCUGGGUCCUGGCCUCAGCCUCCAUCAGGCUCCACGCUCUGCCAUGGAUUGGACAUUCUUAGUGGGCCAGACACACCAUCAGUGCCUUGGUGCAAAGUCCAUUUUCCACAGUGAGCCUUCCAUUCUGCAAAUUUUGAUCCAUUCCUUUCUAAAUGAGGCUGAGGCAUUGGAGACAAAACCCCACAAAUUGACAUUACUUUUUGUUUUGUUUUUUUUUUUCUUUUCCUUCUUCUCUUUCUUCUUCUUCUUCUUCUUCUUCUUCUUCUUCUUCUUCUUCUUCUUCUUCUUCUUCUUCUUCUUCUUUUCUUCUUCUUCUUCUUCUUCUUCUUCUUCUUCUUCUUCUUCUUCUUCUUCUUCUUCUUCUUCUUCUUCUUCUUUUUCUUCUUCUUCUUCCUCGUCCUCUUCCUCUUCCUCUUGCUCUUGCUCUUUGUCUUCAUCUUUUUUCUUCUUCCAGGUUUCUUUGAUGCUUUAAAUAAGUAUUUAGAGGUGCAUUUUGCCAAAAAACUUUCCUUGUCUUUUCACACCCCAGUUAACUGAAAUUUUUAAAGAUUUCUGCUGUAGUUCACACCCUAUGUGUUUGAACACUCAGAAUCCAUUCUGCAGCUUAGUAGAAUGAGGGAAGCAAAGCAGAAAGUGAACUUGGGGAUGUGACUGUGCCUUCUAAGACUCCAACUCAUAUCUUUUUACCUCAAAAAUAUGUGCUUCUGUAGCAGCUGAGUCUGGCACAGACAAAAUGAGUUUCCUGCAUGUAUAUCAGACAAUCUCAUUUCCUCACAAGCACAUUGUAUCAGGUUUCUUAUGGCCAAACUUGAAGAAUUAUUUCCAGUACAUGAGAGGCUGCCACUGGUCCUGAAAUCAUGAUGGAACUUUUUGUAAACACGUAGUCUGAUCUACACCUUGGGACAGAAGCUAAAAGAGGCAGAGAUGGCUGGCACAGAUAGAAGCACCUCAAAAUUGUCAACCAACAGCAGCAGCAAGCAGGAACCAAGUUGCUGAGCUUUCACAAUUGGGUGAUGGAAUCAUGUGGUGGAUUGUGCCCUGGGUUUACUGAGGCAACUCAGUACAUCUAAGUUGCUGCUUCCAUCCCCUUUCCUUCAGUGCAAUACAAACAGAAAGUCAUGCACAUACAUCAUUUAUUUGCAAUUUUUCUGUUCCAGGAACAAAACCUGUAUUCAUGAGAGUCCACAUCUCUGCCAAAGCAGACCCACCCACGGGCAUUACCACAAUGUCUUGUAAAGGAUCACUUUAUUUAUACAAAACACAGAGCAAUGCUCCCAGCCUUGAUUUUUCCAGACUGGUGCAUUUUCAGUCAUUUCUUGAAGGGAAGCUAAACGAUUUAGUUUGAGUAAACCAAGUGUGUUGCUGUGCUUCUGUGUGACAUCCUUGCUGCCAGACCUGAUGAAGGCAAUGAGUGGGAUCCGCUGGAGCUUUAGCUCCAGAGGGACAUACUUAGCACAGCUGUGACAGGCAGUGCUGCCCCUCACCUGACUGGCCACCCAGGUUUUCAAAUGCCCUUUCCCAGUGCUGUUACUGGCUUCGGGAGUCACUGGAUUGCAGUGGAGAUGCCCAGUGCACUGGUUGGCCCAGGGAAAACCUUGUUUUGGCAUGAGUUGGUCAUCGUUAGCCCUGCAGAUCUGUUGCCCUGGGGCCAGGGCAAGGUUCCCCCAGCUGCAGUGAACAGCAUCAUCCAGACAACUCUCCUGUGCACACUCUACGCAGAGGCUAGGGAGGGUCCCAGUUCCUUCCUGCUUCAAAGAGUACUGUGAAUCAAACUCUUGAAAAUUUGUGCAGCAUUCUGUGUGGGAGAAAACUCUAUUCUUAGUCCCAGGGAAGGCUGUUUAGAGCUCUGAUGGGAGCUGCAAGAUAGGGCUGUGCUCUGCCCCUCAUGUCCUUCCCAUUGUUGUUCAGCACCUGCCUUAAAAUAUGUCACUGGAUGGGGAAACAGCACAUUUCAAAGAUGUGUGCCUGCAUGAAUCAGGCUUAGGAGUCUCAGUGUUUUGUGUGCUUGUUGGCCAUGUCUGGUAAUUUACUUUGAGUUAGAAAAAUUUGUCAUUUCCCUCACAAAAUGGACUCAUGAGACCUCUUUAAUACUUGUAAUAAAAACCAUCUAUCUGACUAAGGUUGUAAAGAAA